CUUUAGUCUCAAUAUAAAACUGGAUUGGUACGCACGCAACAGCGCAUAGAGACGCCAAGUUUCAUAGAGACGAUUUUCCAACACACGUACCAAACAUUUUCUCUCUCUCCCAAAAAGUGUCCAAGUUACAAAAGUGAAAAAUAAAUAAGUGCUCUAACUAAACAAAAAGUGAACUACUAUUUUUCCUCUACUGUAAACAAAAAAAGAAAAUUUAUUCAACAAUGAAGAUGUCACCAACAGUAAAUACAAGUGAUUUAAUUAAACCGGAGAUAAGGGAGAUCUGUAAAGAUCUAAUCUUGACUGAUAAACAAUGUCGGAAAAUUAUGGAAAACCUGACAGAGGACAUAAAUAAGGGAUUGUCAAAGGAUAGGCAUGAUGAAGCUGUUGUCAAAUGUUAUACAACUUAUGUUCAAGACCUUCCCAAUGGCACAGAAAAGGGUAACUUCCUAGCCUUGGACUUGGGUGGAACAAAUUUCCGAGUACUUUUGAUCACACUAGACGGACAAAAUUUCGAUAUGAAGAGUAAAAUUUACGCCAUACCACAGAGCCUAAUGUUGGGAACUGGUACUCAGUUGUUUGAUCACAUCGCACAGUGUUUGGCACUUUUCGUUAAGGAUCUCAAACUUGAGAAUGAAGUUCUACCUCUUGGAUUUACAUUUAGUUUUCCAUUGGUGCAAGAGGGCCUCACAGAAGGAAGACUCGUGAGGUGGACAAAGGGUUUUAAUUGCAGUGGAGUCGUUGGCGAGGAUGUUGUCGCUCUACUAGAAGCGGCCAUCGAAAGGAGAAAUGAUGUCAAGAUUGACGUUUGUGCCAUUUUGAACGACACCACUGGUACCUUAAUGUCCUGUGCUUGGAAAAACAAAAAUUGUCGCAUUGGACUUAUUCUUGGAACCGGAAGCAACGCCUGUUACGUGGAGAAGACACAAAAUACAAAACGUGCAAUGCCUGGAAAAUACUCACAGAACAAACCAGACAUGCUAGUAAAUAUGGAAUGGGGUGCAUUUGGCGAGAGGAAUACUCUCGACUUUUGUCUCACCGAAUUCGACAGGGAUGUUGAUCAGAAUUCAAUUAAUCCCGGAAAACAAAUUUUCGAGAAAAUGAUCUCUGGCAUGUAUAUGGGAGAAUUGGCCAGAUUAGUUCUAGAAAAACUCGUCAACAAUGGUCUUCUAUUCGGUGGAAAAUGUCCCAGUGAACUCAGAAAACGGGGACAAUUCUUCACUAAAUACGUAUCAGAAAUUGAAAACGACCCGAAGGGAAAAUACACCAACUGCCGGGAGGUUUUAGCGGAAAUUGGAGUUAGAAAUGCCAGUGAUCAAGACUGUGAGAAUGUGAGAUAUGUUUGUUCGGUUGUAUCAAGGAGAGCGGCACAUCUUGCAAGUUCGGGAACAGCUGCCGUUCUUAAUAAAAUAGGAGAAGAAAAUGUUACCGUCGGUGUUGACGGUUCCGUUUACAGAUUUCAUCCUCACUUCCACGAUCUCAUGACGGAGAAAAUUAGCCAAUUACAAAACCAUAAGUUCGACCUGAUGCUUUCCGAAGACGGUAGUGGUCGUGGUGCAGCACUUGUCGCUGCGGUAGCAUCACAAAAACGGUGAAGAUAACAACGGAGCCAUAUUAUCCACAUUAGAAUAAAAUUAAAUGUAUAAUUAAAUACAAAUUGAUACACUGUUGUACAUAUAGCACAAAAGAAAUUCGUAGCCAAUGCGGGCUAGUCCCAAUUAAAUAGCUGAUUGUAAAUUAAAAUUUACUAUAUAUAAAUUACUAUAUAUAAAUAAUAUAAACACGACCUCGAAUCUAUUUCGACUAAUUCAAAAAAUCUGCUUUGUUCGAUUCAAUUAACGAAAAUUGAUCGAAAAUCGCGUUCUCAAUAUUUUUGAAGGUCCUCGACACAAUUUAUUAACUAUUUUGUGCUCUCAACCUUCAAAUAUUUACAUGUUUCGUGUUCUUUUAACUAUUUUGAUACGAAUCGUGGGUGUAAAAAAAAAACAAAAACCAACGCAAUCUCGCACUAUUAUAAAAUAAUAAUUUAUUAAAUAAUUAUUAUAGAAUCAACGAAAGUAUCACCACAUAAUAUUAUAAAAAUUAUAUUAGUGAUUUUCUGCAAAAACAUUUUGGGCAAUAAAUACUGCCGCGAGAGCACUACAAAAGAAAAAGAAAAAAAAGAGCAGUGCUCUUUAAUUGCUUUGCAAAAAUAAAAUUCUUUUUGUAAAUUAUAUAUAUUAUAUAAUAGCGCGCAAUUAAAACGAUUUAUUCUACUAUAUAGAAAAAAAA
Messenger RNA from Leptopilina heterotoma, 2268 nucleotides. It is a transcript of the gene Hex-A, whose product is annotated as hexokinase type 2. Gene Ontology annotation, molecular function: glucokinase activity; ATP binding; mannokinase activity. Gene Ontology annotation, biological process: glucose 6-phosphate metabolic process; glycolytic process; intracellular glucose homeostasis. Lineage: Eukaryota; Metazoa; Arthropoda; Insecta; Hymenoptera; Figitidae. Gene Ontology annotation, cellular component: mitochondrion; cytosol. Bases 222 to 1592 code for a protein of 456 amino acids. The transcript is spliced from 7 exons. The record is from RefSeq and is a predicted model, not a curated record.